UGCCUCAUAACAUUACGUUGCAGCUUUACUUUUUUCCAAAAACAGUGUAGUGAAUGGUUUUACGAUCAUGUAACAGUAGGGUAUCUCCUCCAGCCAAUCGCCAUCGAAGUCUUCAGCGCGGAUGGAAGGAAUUACCUGCUGGCGUUCCCAAAGAAAAUGAGAGACCGUGUAUACGAAAAACUGCUUUCAAUGGCUAAGGGACUCACCUCUGGUGGCACUGAUUCUGUUGGAGGACAAAAGGCAAAUAUGGCGAUUGAGCAAAGUGGCAGAGCGUCAUUGAUAAACUCCAUCAUUGGCCAACAGUCUGUGACGCAACGUUGGUUGAAUGGACAAAUCACCAACUUCCAGUAUUUGAUGCAUCUGAACACCCUGGCUGGGAGAUCCUACAACGACUUAUCACAAUAUCCGGUCCUACCGUGGGUGCUUGCUGAUUAUACCUCGUCCACCCUGGACUUUACCAAUCCGAAGACUUUCCGAGAUUUGUCGAAGCCAAUGGGAGCGCAACACCCACAAAGGCUAGAGCAGUUCCUGAAAAGAUAUCGUGAAUGGGAUGAUCCAACUGGUGAAACACCACCUUAUAUGUAUGGAACACAUUAUUCAUCAGCUAUGAUUGUGGUGUCAUAUCUGGUCCGGUUAGAACCAUUUACUCAACAGUUCCUUAGUCUUCAGGGUGGUCACUUCGACUUAGCAGACCGAAUGUUUCAUAGUAUAGGCGACGCAUGGACUAGUGCUAGUAGGAAUAAUAUGGCCGAUGUAAAGGAGUUGAUUCCGGAAUUUUUCGUGCUCCCUGAGCUAUUGCUGAAUAAAAAUAGAUUCGACCUUGGUGUCAAACAGAAUGGGAUCGCUCUAGAUGAUGUGGUACUUCCUCCGUGGGCACAUGGAGACGCAAGAGAAUUUGUCAGAUUGCAUCGACAAGCUCUUGAAUGUGAUUAUGUGUCAUCGCAUCUCCACGAAUGGAUUGACCUUGUGUUUGGAUACAAACAAAAUGGAGAGGAGGCUGUUAAGGCCAACAAUCUCUUCCAUCAUUUAUUCUACGAAGGUAGUGUGGAUUUUGAGUCGAUUGUCGAUCCACUUACCCGAAAUGCGACUAUUGGUUUUGUGAACAACUUCGGUCAAAUUCCAACGCAACUUUUCAAGAAGCCGCAUCCACAGAAGAAAGUAAGUCCAGUAGAUGGGUUUUCCAACACACCUGGAGUGACAACACAGCGGCUGUUCUACCAUUGCCUCCACUCUUUGAAGCCACCUCAGAGUCCCAUAAAAGGUGAAUUCUUCUUAUCAUUGUCGCAACCAAGCGUCCAACCGUUACUGUUUUUAGAACUGCGAUCUGCCGUGGGUUCAAUAUACCAGAGCGAACGAACUGGUCUUGUUGUGCUGGAGCAGAAUAAAGUUCUGAUAGGAACAAACAAAUAUGUCGCUUGGGGCUUCCCGGAUCGGUCAUUACGCAUGGGACAAAUAGAUUCGGACAAGGUUGUCUGUUCUGCCCACGCAUUUGUGGUAUCCGCCAGUAGAGAUUGUUCGGUCAUAUUAUGGCACCAGUCUGAACUUUAUCUGAUUCGGCAGCUCCCAUUACAUCCUAGUCCUGUCUCAGCUGUUGCAGUGAAUGAUACGACGGUUCGCGUUUAUCCAACGAUUAGGGUGACAUCGCAACGUCUUGCUCAACAUUGCUACAUCUGUGGUCGAUUAAUGGUGAUCUAUUGGCAGUGGUUAACACCUGCGACUCUAAUCUUAUCAUGGAUCCAUCGCAGAUGAUU
Molecule: messenger RNA, 1751 nt
Organism: Cylicostephanus goldi
Lineage: Eukaryota; Metazoa; Nematoda; Chromadorea; Rhabditida; Strongylidae
Source: the annotation of a GenBank genome assembly